Molecule: messenger RNA, 645 nt
Organism: Cladophialophora bantiana CBS 173.52
Lineage: Eukaryota; Fungi; Ascomycota; Eurotiomycetes; Chaetothyriales; Herpotrichiellaceae
Exons: 3
Coding region: 1-645 (214 amino acids)
Biological process (GO): signal transduction
Cellular component (GO): plasma membrane
Molecular function (GO): GTPase activity; GTP binding; GDP binding
Source: RefSeq, a predicted model, not a curated record
AUGGCGGCACGAGGAAAGAAGUUCACCGUCGGCGUGUUUGGCGCCCCAGGAUCAGGCAAAACGACACUCAUCCAUCAGUACUUCUUCGGGAGAUAUCACGAAGAGCACAAACACAUGGUGCAUUACGCCAAAAUGGUUGACGUCGAUUCCGAACUGAUCGAACUCGACAUCAUCGAAACGACCAAGGACCCCGGCGACUUCCCAGAGUUCGACGCCAUGAUCUUCGUCUUCAGUACUUCCUCGACCAUGACCUUCCACUCGGUCAUUCCGUACCACAACAGCCGCAGGCGUCUCAUUGCCUUGGUCGGCAUCAUGACCGACUACCACGGGCAGACGGUGGCGUACGACGACGGCCUCGAUCUCGCCAAGUGCAUGGGCGCGGGAUACUUUCACUUCUCUCCCAAAUAUGGCUGCGGCGUGCAGACGCCGUUUGAGUUCCUGCUCCGCCGAUUUGUCGUCCAGCAGCCCAAGCGGGCCGAGAUCAUCCAGGUGCCGUCCUUCAAUCUCUACCGGUGGAUCCGGGCCAAAUGGUAUGUCUACCGAAUCAAGAAGCCCAAGAGCAAGGUCCGGCGUAUCAUGCUAGAAUCACUAGGCGACGACUCGGACAGCAUCGACUGGGCCAAAUAUCUCGAAGAACGCAGAUGA